AUGGAGUCGAAAACAUCCGCCCAACCUUACCUUCAAGACGAAAUUCUCCGACAGAGUCUGAAAAAUCCGGAUCAGUUCUGGUCGCACCAAGCUGAGAACCUCUACUGGCACAGGAAACCGGAACUCGCACUCCGGACAUCACACAAGACUCUACAAGACGGCACCACUCACCCAACAUGGGAAUGGUUUCCCGGAGGGGAGAUCUCAACUUGCUACAAUUGCGUCGACAGGCAUGUCGCCGCGGGCAAUGGACACGAAUCUGCGAUUUAUUACGAUAGCCCCGUCACAAAUACAAAAGAGACGAUCACGUAUGGUACGCUCCUCAGUAAAGUUGAGACCCUGGCAGGCGUCCUACGAGAGAAAGGAGUCAAGAAGGGUGAUGUGGUGAUGUUGUACAUGCCCAUGAUCCCUGCUGCCUUGAUUGGCAUGCUUGCUGUAAAUCGUCUGGGAGCUAUACACUCGGUCGUGUUUGGAGGGUUUGCGCCAAACGCUCUCGCACAACGAAUUGAGGCCUGUAGACCAGAUGUAUUCCUCACUGCAUCGUGUGGUAUUGUUGGGAACAGGCCGCCAAUUGCCUACCAGCCACUGGUUGAAGAAGCGAUGAAGAUUUCAUCCCACAAGCCUUCACAAACAAUCGUAUGGCAGCGCGACCAAUUACGCUGGAACUGUGAAGAGUCUAGGUCUGGUUGGUGGAGGACCAUAUGGAGCUGGAUACAACAAGUUCUCUUCCGACGCAAGACAACAACUGCAAGACAAUCGUCUUGGCAGGAGCUUGCAGACAAUGCCAGAUCAAGGGGCAUCAAAGCCGACUGCGUACCGGUCUCAAGUAAUCAACCGAUUUAUAUCAUGCAUACCUCUGGUACGACAGGAGCACCAAAAGGUGUGGUGCGCAAUUCAGGUGGUCACGCGGUUGGCCUACAAUUUACAAUGAAGUACAUCUUCAACAUCCACGGCCCUGGCCACGUCAUGUUUGCAGCGUCAGAUAUCGGUUGGGUUGUUGGUCACUCUUAUAUCCUAUAUGCGCCAUUGCUUGCGGGAGCGGCCACCGUUUUGUACGAAGGCAAGCCGGUAGGAACACCUGACACGUCUGCCUUUUGGAGAGUUGUGGAGGAUUACAAGGUGAAUACCAUGUUUGCAACCCCAACAGCCCUACGGGCCAUCAAGCAAGAUGACCCUAGUAACACAAAGCUGGCUGAGAUUGGAGAGCGUGGAGGCUUACAGUCACUGGAAGCUUUGUUCCUCGCCGGUGAAAGGUCCGAGCCGACUCUUGUCUCCAUGUAUCAAGAGCUUCUUGAAAGGCACGGUGGAAAUAACGCAAAUGUUAUCGAUAAUUGGUGGUCAACUGAAGCUGGGUCUCCCAUCACUGGCCGAGCGAUUGCGCCUUACAUCGGGCUGAGAAGUGAGGUUGAGUGGAAAGAGAACCUCCCUCCAAUGAGGCCAGGAAGCGCCGGGAAGUCAAUGCCAGGGUUUGAUGUUCGAAUCGUAGACGAGCAGGGCAAAGAGGUACCAGAAGGGUUGAUGGGUAACAUUGUCUUGGCCUUACCUCUUGGCCCGACAGCAUUCAACACCCUCUGGCUGGGCGAGGAAAGGUUUUAUGCCAGCUAUCUGAAGCGGUUCGACUCCAAAUUUCUGGAUACUGGAGAUGCAGGCUGGGUUGAUCGGGAUGGCUAUGUCCAUGUGAUGAGUCGAAAUGACGAUGUGCUGAACGUCAGCGCCUAUCGAUUGUCAAGUGGUGCUGAUUUCAUGCCAAAUGCAGGAUCCAUUGAGGAAGCCAUUUCUUCGCAUCCCCAGGUUGCAGAAGCGUGUGUGGUCGCUAUUCCAGAUGAGCUGAAAGGCCAGCUUCCAUUCGCAUUUAUCUCUUUAUCUGUACCAGAUCACCAAGACUCAGCCAUACCGACAGCGACAGUCGCGUCGGAGAUUCAGUCGCUCGUAAGGAGUCGAGUUGGAGCAUUUGCGGCUUUGGGAGGCAUAGUACAAGGCAAAUCUAUGAUACCGAAAACGAGAUCCGGGAAGACAUUACGGCGUGUGCUUCGGGAGUUGGUGGAAAAUGGAGUUUACGGGGAAUUCGAUAAGAGUGUUGAUGUGCCAAGUACAAUCGAGGACGGAAUGGCCGUAGAAGUUGCAAGGGCCAAGAUUCGUGAGUACUUCGACAAAAACCAGGGUAAACACAAGGCAAUUGAAGGGAGGGGAACGGCAUGA
Messenger RNA from Penicillium soppii, 2199 nucleotides. Its product is annotated as putative acetate-CoA ligase. The coding region runs from base 1 to 2199 and encodes 732 amino acids. The transcript has 2 exons. The record is from RefSeq and is a predicted model, not a curated record. NCBI's taxonomy places the organism in Eukaryota, Fungi, Ascomycota, Eurotiomycetes, Eurotiales, Aspergillaceae.